Molecule: messenger RNA, 1806 nt
Organism: Miscanthus lutarioriparius
Lineage: Eukaryota; Viridiplantae; Streptophyta; Magnoliopsida; Poales; Poaceae
Source: the annotation of a GenBank genome assembly
AUGGCUUCAUCACCAUGCAAAAACAACCAGGAGAUCUUGGGGGAGCCCUCGAUGAGCCGGGAUCAUGAUGAAGCUUCGCCGCCGUGCCACCAAGACCUCCCGGACGAGAUCAUCGAGGACAUCUUCGUGCAUAUGCCGGCCAAGUCGGUGCUCCGGUGCCGCUGCCUUUCCCGCGCCUGGGCCGCCACGCUGUCCUCGGACGCCCUCGUCGACAGACACUUCGACCUCGCCAACCGCCACCGCGAGGUUCGGCUACGUCACGCCGCCGCCUGGCACGGCCGUCAUUGCGUCAAGACAUUCGCGCUGGCGGAGCUCGCUGGAUGCUUGUGCCUUCUCUCGGCGCCCCAUUGUCCCAAGUCGAGCCUGGAAUCCGUUGACAUCUGGUUACUGACCGACUACACCACGGGAUCAUGGGAGAAACACUGGCACAUCGACCUGACCAAGCUGCCGCCGCCGCCGCCGGAAGUGGGCGACGACUUCAUGUUCAACGGCGUCACUCCGCUCGCCCUCGUCGACGGCGGCCGGCGCAUACUCUUUGUCUCGAGAGAGUAUCAGGUGGCAGCGUACUGCCUCGCCACCGGGACCCUCGAGGAGCUCGUGCCGGACCCAGGCUUUGGCAGUCGCGGCAACGGAGGAGCGCACCAUCACCUCCCCCGGCUCCCCGUGCCCUACGAGGAGAGCCUCGUGCCCGCCGGACUGCCGUUCCAGGACAUCCUAUGGUCGUCGCCGCCUGCGCGUGCUCUGUCCGUGGCGCUGCGCCGGCUGCCGGCGCGCACGCUCGGGCGCCUCAAGCUCGUGUGCAGGAGCUGGCGCGCCAUACUCGAAAGCGACCGCUUCGCGACCCAGCACAACGCCACCGCCAUAGCGACGGCGGCGACCAGUCCCGUGUCCGUCGCGUUCCUGGCCCGCUUCGGCGCAACGACAGCUCCCGAUGUUCCUGGGGAGGUUUUGGAAUUGGAUCUCCUCACCGGGACGGUCGUCUCACUGGAGUCGUGCUCCGGUGACCCCGGAGCUGGCCGCUGGAACCCUCCCCUGUCCACGACCAGGGUGGUGUGCCGCACGCCAUGCCACGGCCUCGUCCUCCUGAGCCACCUAAGUGGAAAGCGCCAUGUCGUGUGCAACCCUGUGACGCGAGCCGUGAGAAACUUCGUCUUCCCCGAACAAGGUUACGGAUGCGCCGGCCUUGGGGUGUGGCCGGCGAGGGAUCUGUGUCCGAGAACACUCGACUCUCAGCCGCCCAUCCCUGCGGCGGUCGACGUGCCGCCGGUCCACGUCGGCGGCAAGAUGUACUGGCCCUGGGAGCCGCGGCUCGGGACCGCCGCCGCAGAGUUCGCCAUCCUGGCGUUCGACGUACGUGCCGAGACCUUCGGGGUCGUGCCGGCGCCGCCUGCUCUGUUAGGUGACGUGGACAGCGGCGACAGGAUGGUCCGCGCGGAGCUCGCCGGGAAGCUGUGCGCGGUGAACUUGUCCGCGAGCGUGGAGACCGUGACUGUGUGGGGCAAGAACGUGGAGGGGUGGAGCAGAGAGCACGUUAUAGAGCUGCAGCAGUGGCCGGAGUUCUCACCACGGACGACGGAGCUAGCAGUGAUGCCCAUGGCCGUCGACCCCAUAGAUGGCCGGAUCUUGCUGGACACGGGCAAGGCACUGGGCUACUAUGGCAUGCGGAACGGGACUUUGCAGACAGUGUACUCGCUCGAGACGCAUCUCGAAUAUCGCUAUCACAACCAUGGUGAUGGAGUGUUCUUCAUUGCGACAGUUUGUGAGGACAGCUUGCUCCGUCCCUACGAUCGAAAGUCUAGGCUUUGA